AUGGAUUUAGUGUUGGAAUUUGUUGAUUCCCAUGGUGUGGAUUAUCUCUAUGCUAAAUUAUUCCCAGCUUCCUUAUCUAGUCACAUCCCGGAAGUUUUACAAAAAUCAUUGGAUUUGGUUCUUUCAGAACUUCAGGAAUCUGAUGUUUAUGGUAAAAUUCCUGUUUUCUUUGACACUUCAAUCUAUACAAAUGCUUCAUUAUUACCAAGAUACAACUUAUUGAGACAAUUUUUAACCUUAUUCCCUCUUAUGUGGUUCUUUGGUAUUGCAUUAUAUUUAACUGUUGCAACUUUUAGUUAUGUUUUCAUUUUUGACAAAGCUAUUUUCAACCAUCCAAGAUAUUUGAAAAAUCAAAUGUCAUUAGAAAUCAAACAAGCCGUUAAUGCCAUUCCAAUUAUGGUUCUUUUAACCAUUCCAUGGUUUUUAAUCGAACUACAAGGUUACUCCAAAUUGUAUUGGGAUGUUGAUUCUGUAAAAGGUGGUUGGUGGUCAAUUGUUUUACAAUAUCCAGCUUUUAUCAUGUUUACAGAUUUCUUCAUUUAUUUGAUUCAUAGAUGGUUACAUUGGCCAAGAGUUUACAAAGCUUUACACAAACCUCAUCAUAAAUGGUUGGUCACCACUCCUUAUGCUUCACAUGCUUUCCAUCCAGUUGAUGGUUAUUUCCAAUCGUUACCAUAUCAUGUUUAUCCAUUUGUUUUCCCAUUGCACAAGAUUAGUUACUUAAUUUUGUUCACUUUUGUCAACUUUUGGACAGUUAUGAUUCAUGAUGGUGAGUAUUUAGCAAAUGACCCAAUUGUCAAUGGUGCAGCUUGUCAUACUGUUCAUCAUUUAUACUUCAAUUACAACUAUGGUCAAUUUACCACUUUAUGGGAUAGAAUUGGUAAGUCUUACAGAGAACCAGAUAAAGAAUUAUUCGAUAAGAGUAAGAAGAAAUCUACAAAGACAUGGGAAGAACAAGUUGUGAAGAUGGAAGCCAUCAAAAGUGUCGUUGAAGGUAACGAUGAUGACAGAGUCUAUGGUACAGAAGAAAAGAUCAAUAAAAAGAACUGA
Hansenula anomala is the source of this 1050-nucleotide messenger RNA. RefSeq names its product C-5 sterol desaturase (gene ERG3). Gene Ontology annotation, biological process: lipid biosynthetic process. The transcript has 2 exons. The record is from RefSeq and is a predicted model, not a curated record. Gene Ontology annotation, molecular function: iron ion binding; oxidoreductase activity. Lineage: Eukaryota; Fungi; Ascomycota; Saccharomycetes; Phaffomycetales; Wickerhamomycetaceae. Bases 1 to 1050 code for a protein of 349 amino acids.